Messenger RNA from Carlito syrichta (Philippine tarsier), 3252 nucleotides. RefSeq names its product zinc finger protein 658B-like. Lineage: Eukaryota; Metazoa; Chordata; Mammalia; Primates; Tarsiidae. The record is from RefSeq and is a predicted model, not a curated record. Gene Ontology annotation, cellular component: nucleus. Gene Ontology annotation, biological process: regulation of DNA-templated transcription.
AUGCCCACACCUCUGAGGAUCUGGGAAACACCUUGGCAGCCACGACCCAACCCACAGCUGAAAUGGGAAAACAGGACCUCUCUGGAUGCAAGGGGUUAUGGGAAUGGUGAACCUUCACAGGCCUCUACUCUCUUCCAGGAGCAGCACAAAAUGAACGUGGCUGAGGGAUCCGUGUCAUUUGAGGAUGUGACCAUGGAAUUCACCUGGGAGGAGUGGCGACUGAUGGGUCCCAGGGAGCGGAGCCUAUACAGGGACGUGAUGCUGGAGAACUACGGCCAUCUCGUUGCAGUGGGGUGUUGCAUUACCAAACCCAAGGUUAUCCUCAAGUUGGAGCAAGGAGAAGAACCAUGGCCACUUGAAGUCAAAUUCCUAAACCGGAAGUACCCAGGAUAUUAUAAAAUUGAUGACAACACACAAGAGAUCCAGGAAAAACAAAAGAAGCCUCUGUGUCAAGUAAUAUUUAUUGAUGACAAUGAUAAAACAUUGAGUAAAGAACAGAAAGCACACUUCAUUCACUAUCAGAGGACCCAUUCAGGGGAGAAACUUCAAUAUGAAGAACAUGGGAAAUCCUUUUGUACAAGUUCACAAUCUAUUCAGCAUUCUGGAGCUUAUGUGGGAUUCAAACUUUUUGAAUAUGAUGAAUGUGGGCGAUCUUUUACCUUCACUUCAGGUCUAAGAGCACAUCAGAGAAUUCACACAGGUAGGAAGCCCUAUGAAUGCAGUGACUGUGAGAAAACUUUUACCCAUAAUUCAGCCCUCAGAAUGCAUCAGAGAAUUCACAUAGGUGUAAAAUCCUAUGGAUGUGAUGAAUGUGGGAAAACUUUCUCCCGGAAGUCACACCUUAGUGCACACCAGAGGACUCACACAGGGGAGAAACCCUAUGAAUGUAAUGAAUGUGGGAAAACUUUCUCCCGGAAGUCAGUAGUUAGGGAACACCAGAUGACUCACACAGGGGAGAAACCCUAUGAAUGUAAUGAAUGUGGGAAAACUUUCUCCCGGAAGUCAGAAGUUAAGGCACACCAGAGGACUCACACAGGGGAGAAACCCUAUGAAUGUAAUAUAUGUGGGAAAACAUUUGCCCUUAACAAAACCCUUAGAGUGCAUCAGAGAACUCACACAGGUGUGAAAUCCUAUGAAUGUGAUGAAUGUGGGAAAACUUUUUCCCGGAAGACACACCUUCGUGGACACCAGAGGACUCAUACAGGGGAGAAACCCUAUGAAUGUAAUGUAUGUGGGAAAACUUUGUCUGAAAAGUCAUAUGCUAAUGCACAUCAGAGAGUUCACACAGAGGAGAAACCCUAUGAAUGUAAUAUAUGUGGGAAAUCAUUUGCCCUUAACUCAUCCCUUAGAAAGCAUCAGAAAAUUCACACAGGUGUGAAACCCUAUGGAUGUAAUGAAUGUGGGAAAACUUUCUCCCGGAAGUCACACCUUAGUGCACACCAGAGGACUCACACAGGGGAGAAACCCUAUGAAUGUAAUGAAUGUGGGAAAACUUUCGCCCACAACUCACACCUUAGUGAACACCAGAGGACUCACACAGGGGAGAAACCCUAUGAAUGUAAUGAAUGUGGGAAAACUUUCUCCCACAAGUCACACCUCAAAGCUCACCAGAGGACUCACACAGGGGAGAAACUGUAUGAAUGUAAUGAAUGUGGGAAAACUUUAUCCCAGAAGUCAAAUCUUAGGCAACACCAGAGGAUUCACACAGGGGAGAAACCCUAUGAAUGUAAUAUAUGUAGGAAACCAUUUGCCUAUAACUCAUCCCUUAGCGUGCAUCAGAGAAUUCACACAGGUGUAAAAUCCUAUGGAUGUGAUGAAUGUGGGAAAACUUUUUCCCGGAAGUCACACCUUAGUUCACACCAGAGGACUCACACGGGGAAACCCUAUGAAUGUAAUGAAUGUGGGAAAACUUUCUCUGAAAAGUCAUAUGCUAAUGCGCAUCAGAGAGUCCACACAGAGGAGAAACCCUAUGAAUGUAAUAUAUGUGGGAAACCAUUUGCCCUUAACUCAUCCCUUAGAGUGCAUCAGAGAAUUCACACAGGUGUGAAACCCUAUGGAUGUAAUGAAUGUGGGAAAACUUUCUCCCAAAAGUCACACCUCAAUGCACACCAGAGGACUCACACAGGGAAGAAACCCUAUGAGUGUAAUGAAUGUGGGAAAGGUUUUUCUUACCUCUCAACUCUCAGAGUACACCAGAGAAUUCACACAGGGGAGAAACCCUAUGAAUGUGGUGAAUGUAGGAAAAUUUUUGUUCAUAAGGCAGCUCUUAUAGUACAUCACAUCAGAAUGCAUACCAGAGAGAAAACCCUAAAACUUCAUGAAUUUGAGAAGUCCUGAAUCAACGCAUACCUUAUUUUAUACCACACAGCAGAGAAACUCUUGUCAUGUAGACUGGAAAAUUGUUUUCCUUAACAUUUUCCUUUUCCAUUAAGCUCAUAGCUUGUUGAAAAUUUCAAUCUCAUUCAUCCAGGUGGGCUGACCAAAGAAUAUGAUGCUAAUGAUAUCUAUUACAUUUAGUCCUGGCCCUUAAGCAUCUUAUAGUCUUCCUGGUCCAUGGUAAGAUGGGACUGAGAUGAUUUCCGCAGCAAGUUGACUUUUGUGUGUUGAAUGUGGUGGAGCACAAAGUCAAAGGAACCUGGAGUCUGGAUAACUGUUUGGAAUAUAAUUCUCUGCUUCCAGAUCAUCAUCAGUUGUUUGUUUUCAAGCAAGAAUUAAAUUUGUUUUCCAUUGAGCUCUCAGAUUUGACCUAUUAGUUAAAUACAUUGUUUUACUGUCUAUCUAUUAGACUGGGAUGAAAUCCUAUUGACAUAAUACAUUUCAGAAGAACUAUUAGAAAUCAGUUUUAUUGUAUAUCAGAGACUUCACAUGAAGAAGAAAAUUGUCAACAUCCUGAAUGAUCAGAAGCCUUCACUAAAGUCAGAGAUAUUUCAAGGAAAACCACAAAAGCCUUCACAACAAAAUUAAUUGCAUUAAGCAUCAAAUAAUUAGGAUAAAAUUUUAUAUUUUGAAUAAAUGAUUUUUAACAAAUAUUGAAUGCUUUUAGAAAUUUCUUUCCUGAGGAAGUGUCAGUUUCAGAAUUGAAGAAAAUAAAAUCUUCACCCACGAAAACUUCUAUUUAUGUAAUAUCAAAAAUUUUAUAGAAAAAGAUAAGAAAAUACCUAUAGACAAACUCACGUUAGAAUGUGAAGUUUUUUAAAUAAAGGAAUAGCUUAAAGUCUGUGGAUAACAGCAAUAAAUAUUUAUGAAAAGUCA